AGCCAACAUCAACAGCCCAGCCAACAUCAACAGCCCAGCCAACAUCAACAGCCCAGCCAACAUCAACAGCCCAGCCAAAAUCCAUCAGCCCAGCCAACAUCCAUCAGCCCAGCCACCAUGGUGUCGUUCAACAUGAUCAUCGCAGCGGUCGCUGCCGUGGCGGGCAGCCUUCCCGUCGUCCUGGGCGGAACCCUCGUCGAGGCCACCGCGGCGGCUGACAUCGUCGAGUUCACGUCCGUGGCCGAGCGCGGCCUCGACACGCGCCACUCCAACACCAAGGACCCCUAUGUAAGGCAUUGGCUCGCCCCCAGAAUCGAUCGAUGCGAAAGAUGAUGUCUAAUAGCCAAUCAAUAUAGGGCGGAUGGAAGUGCGCGUCAUGGUA
Lasiosphaeria miniovina is the source of this 382-nucleotide messenger RNA. RefSeq lists its product as uncharacterized. The coding region runs from base 118 to 333 and encodes 71 amino acids. The record is from RefSeq and is a predicted model, not a curated record. Lineage: Eukaryota; Fungi; Ascomycota; Sordariomycetes; Sordariales; Lasiosphaeriaceae. The transcript has a single exon.